AGGGCUGAUAUUACUGAGAUUAAUUUUUUUCAAGGUUGAUAUUAUAAUUACCAAUUUCUUAAGUAACCAUUUUAGAAUUUUCCAUUAUUGAAAAAAAUAGUGUAGUAACCCAAAAAUCAUUUUAUUACCUGUAUAGAGUGACACUAUGUGACAGGAACAUUGGUAGUGUGAAAGUACAAGUGUUAACCAGAAUGUUUGAAUAUUAUUACUACAGCACAGCGUUGCAAAGCACUAGCACAAAGUUUGAAAGCGAUGAGUUGAGAAUUGGUGAGAAGAAGUGUGAAAAAUGUCUGGGGGAAGAUAUGAUAUUUUUGGUGUGAAGCAAAAGGCCCGUGUUAAAAACAAACCAUGCUUCCAAUUAGGAAAUAACUUUCACUUGAGGUUAUAGAGGAGGGAUGUUGGAACAAGUUGCUGAUUUGUUGCGUGACCUCUGGGUGCACCAAAACGAAAUCAUUUGCAGGGGGUGACAAAGACCAAAUUCCUGAAUUUCUUUAAAUGCCUCCUUAGAGGCUUUUCGAGACAAACCAAGAAAUAAAACACGUUUUACCCUUUCCCCCUCCCUCUCUUUCACAGUAUAAAUAGUGUUCAGAGCCCUCCAUACACAAAAAAUAGGAAUUCUCUCUCUGUCUCACAAAUAGGAUCCAGAAGACGAAAGGAAUAUGGGAGAGUCCUGCAGGGAGCCGACCCCCUCCUCUUUGCGCUCUCCUCCCCUCUUCCCCAUGUUUGUCAGAAGUAACUUUGUACUCACUGGACAGAGCAGGGCCCAUCAAUGAAGCCCAUUCACCAGAGGGACCUUUAAAGACCCCAUUAUUUCCUCCAUUCACAUGGUUUCAAUCUUGUCGAGAGGAAUUCUCCACAUAGUCUUAAGUGAAGGGAGACCCGCUCUCACCAGAACACAAGCUGUAAAACUAGCCAAACAAUACAGGAGCAGGACAGACCCCACAGGAACACAGGAGUGAAAAAAAAUCGUUAUUAGCUGGAAAAAAAGGUGGAAAGGAGGGAGAAAACACUCUGUAAUGGGAAAUUGCAGUAGAAUUGUAUGUUGUUUAAAACUCUUGCAUGUACCGGGGAAUAAAUGGUGUACAGAUGGACAUCUGGCCCCUUUUAAGAACAUGGCUACAGUGCUUCUACGGAGGACCUUAUGGUUGCCAGAAUUUCAGGCACAUUUUUGAUAUUUAAUUUUUAUCCCAGGCUGAUGUUUUGAAGUUUAUUAUCAGUGGAAGUUGUGUCAUUAUUUAAUUAAGUUUGAAAGUCUAUCUGGUGACAGUUACUCACUCCUCAGGUUAACUUCUAGAGGUCAGCAUUGUUGUAAAGCUAUGGGCCAAGUGUAGCAGUCAAGAUCGCUGCCUUCUGUAUGAACAGCCAACAUGAGCGUUUAUCUACAAUGUCAUAACUCACCACGUAUGUUAUGAAGGGAAAAUCGAAUUUUCCUCAGCGUAAUACUUUGGCUGUAGCACAUUACUGAUGGAGCAUUUGGAUUGUGUGUGUGUGUGUGAGUCACUGACACUGAUUUUUUUUCCUGGCAAGAGUCAAGUCAGGAAUUCAAGUAGACAUCCUUUAUUAUCAGCCAAACCAAAUCAUUUGCAACCAAAGUAACCAGACAAAAGUGCUGCUGACUCCUGCUUGGAAGUAGUCACAUAGAAACCUUGAUUAGAGUGUCUGUUGUUUGGUUUUUUAUAAUUCUGGAGGAACGUGCCGAAGUAAGAAGACAUGGCCCAAGACGUUCCCCGAGGAGGAGCUGAGGAAGCGACUGACCCCAAUGCAGUACCAUGUAACUCAGGAAAAGGGCACAGAGAGUGCUUUCACAGGAAAAUAUACAGAUAAUAAAGGGGAAGGAAUCUACCAAUGUGUCGUUUGCGGUGCCCCUCUUUUCACGUCUGACAAGAAGUUCGACUCUGGAUCAGGAUGGCCGUCCUUUUUUGAUUUGAUCAAUAAGGACUCUGUUACACUAACUGAUGACUUUUCAUAUGGAAUGCACAGAGUGGAGACAACUUGCAGUCAGUGUGGUGCUCACCUGGGCCACUUUUUUGAUGAUGGACCUCGACCAACAAAGAAACGCUACUGCUUAAACUCUGCUUCUCUCAAUUUCCGGGCAAAAAACAGUCCUUCUGAGGAGGUGGAAGCAUCCGGAGGAGCAGGUCAAUCACCACCUUCUAGAGAUCAGCAUAUAAGGAAAUUUAGACACCCUGUGUGUCCUCUUUGGGUUAACUGCAGAGGUGUGCUUGGUGAGCUGCUGAAAGUCCUUCAGGUCAGGAGAGGUUAAGUCAGCCUCGCCAUCCUCUUUGGAGUGCUGUUGUUUAGAGAACAGAGUGGUUGGCCUUACUCUGAGAGUGUGGGAAAAAUUGUCCAACGGGCCUGUCGCUGAGAGCGUUUAUGUUACCAAUGCAAUAAAGAAUAUUUACAAGUCA
Molecule: messenger RNA, 2408 nt
Organism: Carassius carassius (crucian carp)
Lineage: Eukaryota; Metazoa; Chordata; Actinopteri; Cypriniformes; Cyprinidae
Product: methionine-R-sulfoxide reductase B3, mitochondrial-like
Exons: 7
Coding region: 1760-2263 (167 amino acids)
Biological process (GO): response to oxidative stress; protein repair
Cellular component (GO): cytoplasm
Molecular function (GO): peptide-methionine (R)-S-oxide reductase activity
Source: RefSeq, a predicted model, not a curated record